This is a messenger RNA of Malania oleifera, 585 nucleotides long. RefSeq names its product disease resistance response protein 206-like. Bases 1 to 585 code for a protein of 194 amino acids. The record is from RefSeq and is a predicted model, not a curated record. NCBI's taxonomy places the organism in Eukaryota, Viridiplantae, Streptophyta, Magnoliopsida, Santalales, Ximeniaceae. The transcript has a single exon.
AUGGGAUCUACAGAUACUUCCAACAUUAACACAACCCUUGCUCUGUUCUUCAUCUUUCUUUCUCUGUGUUCAGUCUCCUCCCAAGGCAAGUUCUUGGGCGAAAAGCAGCAGCGGGAGCCAUGCAAUAACUUGACUUUCUACAUCCACGACAUUCUGUACAACGGCUCCAACGCUGGGAACGCGACUUCGGCGAUCGUGGCGGCGCCAGAGGGCGGCAACCUCACGACGCUGGCGAAGCAGAACCAUUUCGGGAACAUUGUGGUGUUCAACGAUCCGUUGACGAAGAACAACGAUCUGAGGGCGGAACCGGUGGGAAUGGCGCAGGGGUUCUACCUGUACGACAACAAAGACACUUUCACGGCGUGGUAUGGCUUCACGAUUGUGCUGAACAGCACGGAGCACAGAGGGACCCUGCAGCUCAUGGGGGCCGACCCCAUCCUGGUGAAAAGCAGGGAUUUGUCGGUGGUGGGGGGCACCGGCGACUUCUUCAUGACCCGGGGAAUUGCUACUCUCAUCACAGAUUCGUUUGAGGGGGAGGUGUACUUCCGGCUGCAGAUUGACAUCAAGCUUUAUGAGUGUUGGUGA